Molecule: messenger RNA, 1380 nt
Organism: Dovyalis caffra
Lineage: Eukaryota; Viridiplantae; Streptophyta; Magnoliopsida; Malpighiales; Salicaceae
Source: the annotation of a GenBank genome assembly
AUGGCCUCAAAGCUUCUAGCUAACGCUCUCCGCCGAACCCUAAACAAAACCACCGCAUCCUCGUCCCUCCACCGCCGUCUCUCCACCGCAGCGGCACUAGCAACCGCACCUGCACCCGCAUCAGCACAACAAAAUGAGGAAGCCAUAACAAUGAAAGGCAUAAAAAUCUCAGCUCGACCACUCUACCUAGACAUGCAAGCAACAUCACCAGUGGACCCCAGGGUCCUCGACGCCAUGCUCCCUUACUAUCUCGCUCGCUACGGCAACCCUCACUCGCGCACUCAUCUCUAUGGUUGGGAAUCCGAUCAAGCCGUGGAGACCGCCCGCUCUCAAAUCGCCGAUUUAAUCGGCGCGUCGCCGAAAGAAAUCGUUUUCACUUCAGGAGCGACGGAGUCGAAUAAUAUUUCAGUUAAAGGAGUCAUGAAGUUUUAUAAGGAGAAGAAACGACAUGUCGUUACUACGCAGACGGAGCAUAAGUGUGUUUUGGAUUCUUGCCGCCAUCUUCAGCAAGAAGGUUUUGAGAUUACGUAUCUGCCGGUUGGGAAUGAUGGAAUUGUUGACUUGGAGAAGUUGAGGAGUUCUAUUAGGCCGGACACUGGGCUUGUUUCGGUUAUGGCAGUUAAUAAUGAGAUUGGUGUGAUUCAGCCAAUGGAGGAAAUUGGGAAAAUUUGUAAGGAGCUGAAGGUUCCGUUUCAUACGGAUGCUGCCCAAGCCUUGGGGAAGAUUCCGGUUGAUGUGGAUAAAUGGAAUGUGAGUUUAAUGUCGCUGAGUGGACAUAAGAUUUAUGGGCCGAAAGGGGUCGGUGCUUUGUAUAUGCGUAGGCGGCCAAGGAUAAGAGUGGAGCCACAGAUGAAUGGGGGUGGACAAGAGAGAGGGAUAAGGAGUGGGACAGUGCCUACUCCUUUAGUUGUGGGAAUGGGGGCGGCGUGUGAAUUAGCAAAAAAGGAGAUGGAGUAUGAUGAUGAGAGAAUUAAGGGUUUGCAAGAGAGGCUGUUGAAUGGAAUUAGGGCUAAGCUUGACGGUGUUGUGGUUAAUGGGAGUGUUGAGAGGAGGUAUGCUGGGAAUUUGAAUAUUUCAUUUGCGUAUGUGGAAGGGGAGAGUUUGCUGAUGGGCUUGAAGGAUGUGGCAGUGUCGAGUGGGAGUGCUUGUACGAGUGCUAGUUUGGAGCCUUCGUAUGUGUUGAGGGCAUUGGGGGUGGAUGAGGACAUGGCUCACACUUCAAUUAGGUUUGGCAUUGGGAGGUUUACCACAGAGGAGGAGAUUGAUAGGGCAAUUGAGCUUACUGUGCAUCAAGUUGAGAAGUUGAGGGAAAUGAGCCCUCUUUAUGAGAUGGUGAAGGAAGGAAUUGAUAUUAAGCAGAUUCAAUGGUCACAGCACUGA